AAACAAGGCCGGGUCCGUUUUAUGAAAUAGCGUUUGAUAUAUAGCGCAGUUAGGGUUUUGUGAUAGAAUCACAGGUAGGGGGCGACACAGAGAGUGUGUGUGAGAGAGAGAGAGAUCAACGCUCCACCAAGAUGGGUAUUUCUAGGGAUUCCAUGCACAAGAGACGUGCCACUGGUGGCAAGAAGAAGAGCUGGAGGAAGAAGAGAAAGUAUGAGCUCGGUCGCCAGGCAGCAAACACCAAGUUGUCAAGCAACAAGACUAUUAGGAGGAUUCGUGUUAGAGGUGGCAACGUGAAGUGGAGGGCACUGAGAUUGGAUACUGGAAACUUUUCAUGGGGUAGUGAAACAGUAACUCGCAAGACGCGUCUAUUAGAUGUGGUUUACAAUGCCUCAAACAAUGAGCUUGUGCGAACCCAAACCCUGGUCAAAAGUGCUAUUGUUCAGGUUGAUGCUGCUCCGUUCAAACAGUGGUACCUUCAGCACUAUGGGGUUGAUAUUGGCAGAAAGAAGAAAACAACAUCCAAGAAGGACUCUACAGAGGAGGGUGAAGCUGCUGCUGAAGACGGAAAGAAAAGUAACCAUGUGCAGAGGAAGCUUGAGAAUCGCCAGAAAGAUCGUACUCUUGAUGCCCACAUCGAAGAGCAAUUUAGUGGUGGCCGAUUGCUGGCAUGUAUUUCUUCUCGCCCGGGUCAAUGUGGCAGGGCUGAUGGGUACAUACUAGAAGGUAAGGAACUGGAAUUUUACAUGAAGAAACUUCAGAAGAAGAAGGGAAAGGGUGCUGCAGCCUAAUUUUGUGUUUUCCAAAUUUCUUCUUGUCUUUGAGUUGGUUUUGUUGAAAUUGGUACUGUUCAAGAUGAUGUUGUAGGAUAUUGUUAGUGUGAACGUUUGACUAGUUUUAUGCUAAUGUCAUCUGAAUUUUGAUUUUGGCCUUUUA
Lotus japonicus is the source of this 933-nucleotide messenger RNA. Its product is annotated as 40S ribosomal protein S8-like. Gene Ontology annotation, cellular component: cytosolic small ribosomal subunit; ribosome. The coding region runs from base 132 to 788 and encodes 218 amino acids. Gene Ontology annotation, molecular function: structural constituent of ribosome. The record is from RefSeq and is a predicted model, not a curated record. The transcript is spliced from 5 exons. Gene Ontology annotation, biological process: translation; maturation of SSU-rRNA from tricistronic rRNA transcript (SSU-rRNA, 5.8S rRNA, LSU-rRNA). Lineage: Eukaryota; Viridiplantae; Streptophyta; Magnoliopsida; Fabales; Fabaceae.